GCUCCCUUCCCCUUCCCGAUCAACACACACCCCUCACCAUGGCGGACACGGAUCUCACAUCGACGAUCCUCGGGUACACAGACAGGCACCUGGGCCUGGCCCUGCUGUCGCAUUUGGCCGACCUGGAAAUUUUCAACAAGGACGAUAUCGCAAAGGCCACCUAUGACCUCGUCCGUGGCACUUCGAUGUUCGAAUAUGCCAUCUCACUCUAUGAGCAGGCUUUCCCCGGCCAAGACCCACCGAAGGAGCUCGUCAAGCAGGCGGAGGAUGUGCAGUCGAUUCAGGAGCGUCUUACUGCCGAAGCCGACAGGGUUCUUAAUGUCAUCGAGGACCCGACGCUGGUGGACUCGCUCAAGCAGGACAAGGCUCAGAACUUGGCAUACCUCGAGGACAAGUACCAGCUCACCGUCGACCAAAUCAAUGCCCUCUACCGGUUGGGCUACUUUCAUUACUCGAUCGGCAACUACAGUGACGCCUCGUCGUACCUCUACCACUUUCGAGUCCUCUCGAUCGAUCCAGAGUUGACGACGUCUUCGCACUGGGGCAAGAUGGCCGCUGACAUACUCUCGGGAGAUUGGGACCGAGCGCUCGAGGAGGUGAAGCUGCUUCGCGAGCAGAUCGACAGCUCGCGACCCGACGAGGGAGGUCACGAGGCCGUGCUGCAGAAGCGCACCUGGCUUCUGCACUGGUCCCUCUUCAUCUGGUUCAACCACCCGGCUGGGCGGGAGGGCCUGGUGGAGAUGUACCUUUCGCCUCCUUACCUCAACACGAUCCAAACGACGUGCUGGUGGCUUCUUCGAUACCUCGUCGCCGCCCUCGUCCUGACGCGACGGUCGACGCGUACCUACAUCAUUUCUCAACCUGUCUCGUCUCUCAACCCAGGUUCUUCGCCUACCGUGAAGCUGUCGCCUGCCGCGGCGCUCCGAGACGUGACGCGUGCGCUGUCGCUCGAGGCGCAUCGCACAGAAAAGGAUCCCAUUCUCAACUUUGUUCGCCAGCUCUGCACCGAGUUUGACUUUGAAAAGUCCCAAGAGGAGCUCAGAAAAGCACAGGACGUGGCCAGCAAGGACUUUUUCCUCGCGGACCAUGCAGACGCUUUUGUCGAGUCGGCCCGUUUCCUCGUCAGCGAGGCUUACUGCCGGAUUCACCAGCGCGUCGACAUUGGCGACCUGUCCAAGCGGCUCAACAUGACAAAGGAGGAGGGCGAGAAGUGGAUUGUCAACCUCGUCCGUGAUACGAGGGGCGAUGCCAAGAUCGACUUCAAGGAGGGCAUGGUCUACAUGAACCAGACGACGCCCGCCGUGUACCAAUCAGUGAUUGAGAAGACGCGCGGAUUCACCUUCCGGACGGCAGCCAUGGGCCAGGCCAUGGACCGCAAGGCCCACCCCAUCACGGCCAACCACAACGAGUCAAGAGGCGGCGGCAGCGGUGGUGGCCGGGGCGGCCGGGGCGGCGGACGCGGAGGUGGACAGCGAGGUGGUGGCGACCGGGGAGCAAGCAAGGACAAUCAGAACCAGAAUCAAACCCAACAACCAAACGGCGUCGUGCCCACUCCUGCGCAAGAACCAACUGCUGCAUAAAUUCACAUUUUCCUCUUGUGUCGCUCUUAUCCUCCCUUUCCCUCCCUCUCUGUAACUUUAGCCACUCCUUCCAUCCUCUCUUUUUCCUCAUCCGCUCCGCUUCUUUCUCUGAUGAGGAGCAGUCACAUCCAAAACCGAAAAGCCACGGCGCAAUAUCACACUUUGAGACAAAUUUCGAUGCUUGUGG
This is a messenger RNA of Acaromyces ingoldii, 1767 nucleotides long. RefSeq names its product eukaryotic translation initiation factor 3 subunit E. The coding region runs from base 39 to 1580 and encodes 513 amino acids. Gene Ontology annotation, biological process: translational initiation. Gene Ontology annotation, molecular function: translation initiation factor activity. Gene Ontology annotation, cellular component: nucleus; eukaryotic translation initiation factor 3 complex; cytoplasm. Lineage: Eukaryota; Fungi; Basidiomycota; Exobasidiomycetes; Exobasidiales; Cryptobasidiaceae. The record is from RefSeq and is a predicted model, not a curated record. The transcript has 2 exons.